AUGUCUUCUCAGAUUCUCAGAUCCACUGCUCAACAGGUUAUGGGCUCUGAUGAUAUGUCUUCAUCAAUCUCUACUGUCAAACUUCUUAAUCUGCUUUGCCUAAAAGAUGAUGACACAAACUACAUCCUAUAUAAGAAACAGAUCUCAAAUGUGGUCACCUCAAAAGAACUUAGACAAGUCCUGUAUAGAACUGCUAAAAAGCCUAUAGAGAUAACAGAGACAGAUGGAGACUAUUACCUACCAGAAAAUCUUGUACUCUUAUCUAAAGAUGAAGCUGAAAAGCAACUGAUCCUUCAGAAUGCAUAUGAACAGAAGGAGGCCCAGGUCUAUGAGAUGAUGUAUAAAACAAUCAAAAAUAAACCCUCUACUGCUGCAAUGUGGAAGAAGCUCACUUCUAUCUUCAAAGAAAAAGGUGUUUUGACACAGCAGAAUCUACUUAACAAGCUCCAAAAUCAACACUGUCCUGAUGAUGGAGAUAUCCAAAUCCACCUUACCAAUAUAUCCAGAAUGAGAGAAGAACUUGCCACAAUAAGGAAGUCUAUAAGCAAUGACUCCUAUGCUACCUACAUCCAAACAUCACUCUUGAUAAACUACAGACCCACACUCAAGAUACUUGAUAUUGCCUCACAGAUGAUUGGUGGAGAAGGACAUUGA
Messenger RNA from Guyanagaster necrorhizus, 654 nucleotides. RefSeq lists its product as uncharacterized. The transcript has 3 exons. NCBI's taxonomy places the organism in Eukaryota, Fungi, Basidiomycota, Agaricomycetes, Agaricales, Physalacriaceae. Bases 1 to 654 code for a protein of 217 amino acids. The record is from RefSeq and is a predicted model, not a curated record.